AGGUCGCAUGUGAUUCGCCCAACGUUAUUACGUCACUCUUGCUUACGUCUAUAAAACAGACUGUCUGGCCGUAAUAAAAGUUCAGUACGUUCCAGCUACCCGGAGAGCCUGUCUGCCUGCGAUGCUGCGAUAGAACAAGUUGGCGACGAGGAUGGGAUAAAGGAUCAGCACAUUCCCCGACGCGCCGGCAACGCAACAGGGCCAGAACCGCCAGUCAUCGUUCGUCGGCAGCUGGCUCCAGCACGGCCAGCGGAAAGGACCAGACGAAACACCGUGAAAAAAGAUAAGUGGAAACAAUCCGCCGGAACAUGACGCAGCCACCGGCAGGGCAUUUUCAAAGGCUCGGUAGCAUGCGGGAAUUUGAUCCGAAGACUGACAACAUUAAGUCUUACUUCGAGCGGUUCGACAAUUACGUCGACAUUAACGACGUACCCGAAGAAAAAAAACUGAAACUGUUUCUGAACGUGCUUGGCCCACAGGCGUAUGAAGAGCUAAGAAAGAUUGUCGUACCAGACAUCCCUACCGCGAAAUCGUAUGCUGAAGUAAAAAGACUCUUAGAGGACCACUACAGCCCGCGAUACUCCGUAAUUGCCGAGAGGUGUCAGUUUAAUCGCCGACAUCAACGUGACGGAGAAAGCUUGCUAGAAUUCAUUACAGAACUCAAGCACUUGUCGAGGAACUGUUCUUUCGGAACUUUCUUAAACGACGCUUUACGCGAUAGGCUGGUGGCCGGACUACGUGAUGAAGAGACCCAAAGGAUUUUGUUCGCAACUGCGCCAUUGUCGUUCGAAGAGGCUUGCAAAAUCGCCCUAGAGAAAGAACUAGCCGCAAAGCAGACAAAGCAAAUGCACGCGCCUGACGGGCCUGACGGGCCCGCGGGUACCAUAAAUGCCGUUAACAAGAGAAAAUCAGGCAAGCCAACGAAGGAGCGCCAAGUUAAUCAAGAAAACGCUUCGGGAAAAGCGAGUACAUGCUAUCGCUGCGGAAAGGGUCAUGAGCCUGAUAAGUGCUGGUACCGCACGUAUAAAUGUAAGGCUUGUUCUAAGACUGGACACUUACAAGUAAUGUGUCGAACUAAACAUCGGAGUCACCGGGUUAAAGCAGUAGAAACUACUGACAGCGAAUCUGAUGACAUAGAAAGUCACGUGGUGUUCUUCGCGAAAGAAAAGAUACCCGGUUACAGCGUCAGCGUUUCUGUUGAAGGAACACCGGUGGAAAUGAUUUUGGAUACCGGGGCAGCAGUAACCCUGAUGCCUCAGAGUUUGUUUAAAGAAAAGUUUCCCCACGUCCAUUGCGACCAAACUAAUGUGUCGCUGAAAACUUAUACUGGAGAGAAGGUGCCAGUAGUUGGCAAGGCGAAUGUAAAAGUUGACUACGAGGGACAAAGCCUGACUCUACCGCUUUUUGUUGUGCAGAACGAUGAUAAGAAAAUGCAAGUGUUGAUGGGGAUUCGCCGGGCAUUGUCAAAAAUUAUGAAGCCCACAUAG
This is a messenger RNA of Ixodes scapularis (black-legged tick), 1487 nucleotides long. RefSeq lists its product as uncharacterized. Lineage: Eukaryota; Metazoa; Arthropoda; Arachnida; Ixodida; Ixodidae. The transcript has 2 exons. Gene Ontology annotation, biological process: proteolysis. The record is from RefSeq and is a predicted model, not a curated record. The coding region runs from base 309 to 1487 and encodes 392 amino acids. Gene Ontology annotation, molecular function: aspartic-type endopeptidase activity.